AUGGCUAAGGCCGGGGUUGCUAUCUUUGAUCUUGACUUCGAUGCUAUCCUUGCUGCCAUGUAUGCUGUUGAUACUAGUGUUGCUGGCGACUGUUACCUGUGUGUACCGCCUGACCCGGGCAUUGAGGCUGCUGCUCUAGGUGGUGGUGAGGCUGCUGCUCAUGGUAGUAUUGCGUCUGCUGCCCCAGGUGCCAGUGCGUUUGCCGCCCCAGGUGCUGGUGAGUCUGCUCUCCCAGGUACUACGUCGGCUCAGGCCUUCCACACCUUCACCCUGGACUCGACCACCUCUGGCACCCUGUCUAGUCUCUACCUCCCCUCGUUCUCUACGAACUUGGUGAGUGGAGCGGACCUACAGGAUAGAGGGGUCGAGUCUCCUGCUGCUGCUGAGUCUGCCCAGGUAGCUGCGUUGAGUCAGAUGUUUGCUGCAGCGUCCAGGUCUGGUCCUCAGUCUGCCCCCUGCUCAUGUCGUCUUCUGUCCCACCAGACUCUCCUUUGGCACCACCGCCUUGGUUACCCCUCCUUGCCUCGUCCCCGAGGCAUGGCCUCCUGUGUCCUUGUCUCUGAUCUUCCUCGGUCUCUUCCUCCCCUUCCUCCGGGGCCUGGCCCUACCUGCGUCCCCUGCGUCGAUGGGCGACAGCGCGCCGCCCCUCACUCCUCCGAGUUUCCUCCGACACAGGCUCCGAUGCAGACUCUACACAUGGACGUCAGUGGGCAGGGGCGAGAGCAGUACAUUCUGCUGGUCGUUGACGACUACUCGCGUUACACCACAGUCUUCCCCUUGCGCAGCAAGGAUGACAUCACUAAGGUGUUGAUCGACUGGAUCCGCGCAGCUCGUCUCCAGCUCAGAGAUAGUUUCGGCUUGGACUUUCUUGUUCUGCGUCUGCACUCGGACAGAGGUGGGGAGUUUUCCUGUGCCUGUCUGGGAGCCUUCUGUCGUGCACAGGGCAUCCGCCAGACCUUCACGCUUCCGGCCUCUCCACAGCAAAAUGGGAUUGCUGAGCGCCGCAUUGGCAUGGUCAUUUACGUCGCUCGUACGUCCAUGAUGCAUGCAGCUUCCCCCAAUUUUCUAAGGCCGUUUGCAGUUCAUUACGCCGCGCAUCAGCUCAACCUUCAGCCCCGGGUCUCCUUGCUAGAGACCUUCCCUGCCUUGCGGUGGACCGGGAAGGUUGGCGAUGCGUCUGCGUUUCGGGUCUGGGGAUCUCGGGUGUUUGUCCGCGACUUGUCUACAGACAAGCUGUCCCACCGUGUUGUUCCUUGCGUUUUCCUUGGCUGCCCCCCUGAUGCGCCUGGGUGGCAGUUUUACCACCCCACCUCACGCCGUGAUCUGUCCUCCCAGGACGUCAACUUUGACGUGUCGGUAGACGCGAUCGAGCCUGUCGAGGUAGCUGUUGACUCUGGUGAUGCUAGAGGUGCUGAGCCUGCGGGUGCCAGGUCUCGGGGUGCUAGGUCUGGGGGUGCUCAGACUAGGGGUGCUGAGCCUGGGGUUGCCCGGAAUGCUGGGUCUACUAUUGUGGCCGCCGGUGGUGCUUCAUCGAGGCGGGAGCCACUCUCUCCACAGGAGUUGCGCGAGUGGUUCGCCCGCCGCUGGAGACGUGCUGCUGAGUCUGGGGGUGCUGCUGGAGCUACUAAAGUUGGUCCUGCUGGAGCUGCUGUCGGUGCUGGUGCUGCUGGAGGUGGAGCUUCUCGGGGUGUUGGCGCUGGUGUUUCUACUGGUGCGCGUGCGUCUGGGGGUGCUACUGAGGCUGCUGGUGCUGACGGUCCUACUGGAGUUGGUGCUGCUGGAGUUGGAGCUGCUCGGGGUGUUGGCGUUGGCGGUGUUGCUGGCGCUGGUGCUUCUAAGGGUGCUGGAGUUGGCGCUGUUGGAGCUAGAGGUGCUGCUGGCGCUGGUGCUGCCGCUCGGGGAACUGGUGCCGUCCUUGCUGGUUCUGGAGGCGCUGAGCGGCCGAGGCCGUACUUCGUUCCGCUGCUGGAGCAAGUUCUUGGUCUCCCGCCCUCUCCUGGUCCUGCUCCUCCCUUAGAGUGUCCACAGCCUGUCCACUCGCAGUCACAGUUGAAGCCUGCCUCCCCGCUACCUGCUCCUUCUCCCUACACUGGUUCUACUGGAGGUCUUGCUGAGCGUCGUUGGCCUGCGUCUCAUCCUGCGUUGCCUGUUCGUGCUGCUCGCACUAGUCAUCGUGCUACGCGUCCGCGUCCUUCUGCGGUCCCCAGCACACACCAGAUGGCACUACAUCUUUCCAUUUCUCCUCGGCGUGUUCCGUUGCCGUCUCCUCCAGAGUCCUCUCUUCCUUCUCUUGCUGACCCGGAGUCUAAAUUCCUUCGUGCUGCUAGUCCUUCAGUCACGCGCCUUCUUGCUACUGUUGUCACUGACCCUUCCUUUGAGUCCACUGCUGCGUCCGCUCUAGUUGCUCAGCUUGUCGACUUCGCUGCUCGCUGUCGUCUAGACAACGCUGCUAGUCUCGUUGCUGAGUCUGAGUCUGUCUGUCCUCUGUCCGUCGAGGGUGAGUGUGCUCUUAGCACGCACGUCUUUGAGGACAGGCAGGAGGAGUUCCAGUGCUUUGCGGCUGCUUUGCCCCAUCUCGUUUCCACGCUGAUUGCCCCUAAGGGAGACCCGGAUGCACCAGACAUCCCGACUCCUAGAUCGUACGCGGAGGCGAUCGAGGGUCCCUACUCCUCUCAGUGGCUGUCAGCCAUGGACGCAGAGAUGGCUUCCUGGAAGUCCAGAGGCACCUACGUCGACGAGGUUCCCCCACUUGGGGCGAACAUCGUCAGUGGUAUGUGGAUUUUCAGGGUGAAGCGGCCGCCGCGUUCUCCGCCUGUCUUCAAGGCGCGUUACGUGGCUCGAGGCUUCAGUCAGCGGCAGGGAGUUGACUACUUUCAGACCUUCUCGUCCACCCCGAAGAUGACCACUCUUCGGGUGCUUCUGCACAUAGCCGCUCAGCACGACUACGAGCUUCACUCUCUUGACUUCCCAAUUAGGGGUCGGGCAGUGGACUUUGAGGUCUGGGUAGAUGAUCUGCAGCUUUUCCUGCAGUGCAAUAGGGGAGACGGCCUCUCCCUGUUUGACCUCACUUCUCGUGCCUCCCCUGCCCCUGCUGCUGAUGCUAACGCCACUGUUCGCUCUCAGUGGGCCACACGUGUUGCUGGUGCUCGCCUUGCUGUGCGCCGCCACCUACUGACCACUGAGCGUGCACACUUUAGCCAGUACAAGAGUGCUCAGACCUUGUACGAUGCUGUAGUUGCACGCUACUCUUCCCCUGCCACCGCUGCACUGAGCCGCCUCAUGCUACCGUACCUCUUCCCUGACCUUCCUGCCUUUCCCACUGUCGCUGACCUCAUUACGCACCUCCGCACUAGUGACACUCGCUACCACGCUGCGCUUCCUGCUGAGUUCUACACCAAUAACCCCCACCCCCCCCCCCCUCAUGUACAUCACCCUCUACUACAUAGUCACCCGGCUCCCUGA
Closterium sp. NIES-65 is the source of this 3462-nucleotide messenger RNA. The record is from the annotation of a GenBank genome assembly. NCBI's taxonomy places the organism in Eukaryota, Viridiplantae, Streptophyta, Zygnematophyceae, Desmidiales, Closteriaceae.